ACAUUGAUGAGAAGUUAAAGAUAAGUUUAAACUUUUGCAAUAGAGUUAAUUAAGUCAUCACCGGUAAUCAAACGCUAUUGACUGUCAUCAAAUUUUCGCAGUAAUAAUCUUGUGCAUAUUCUCAUAAUUUGUUAUUGACACGAUCUAUUCAUUUUUAUAUUCAGCCCAGUAAAAAGUAUGAGUGAAGAUCUUGAGAAAAUUGCUGAAGAUAAUGAUAGAAAGAAAUACGAAAAUUGGAAUACGUAUAGAAAUGUAAAGGAUAUAUGGGAAUGUAUCGAUUCACCACAGUUUCUCGAUUUUAAUGAAAUUACCAAUCAUGAUCUUCCAUAUUUGGAUCAAUUUGGAACGCCUAAAUGGUCAUCACAAAAUAAGAAGCAAACUGAAAAUGUCCCUUCUCCAAAUCCAGAUGACGAAGUAGCUGAUAUUUUACUCUCUGGUUUAUCGUUAACUAACGAGAAGCAGGAAGAACAUUCUCAUCGCAGUAAUGGUGCGACGAUCAACCUAAAUCAACCUUCUACGAGUAAACACCCAUCUGAAAAAAAGACCGUACAUAAUCAGCAAAAAACCGGAAAUCGUCAUUGCACCAAACUUAGUCCCUUUAGCUUUGAUGCGCAAAAUAAACGUAUGUUGGAACGCAAGGAAGAACGUAUGAAAAAGAUGUUAGAAGAAGAAAGAAAAAUGUUUCCCGUAUUCUACGCGAAACCUGUACCAAGAUAUAUAAAGGCGCGUGCGCAAAAAUCUCAUUCUGAAAUUGCAUGUAAUCCAAGUAGUACAGUUCAAGAUCCAGUACCGAGUACUAAAGUAAAAAAAACAAAGCCAAGAAGCCCUGUACUUCAUACAGCCAGAAGAGCCAGACAGAGAGCACAAUUCGACAAUGCAAUAAAACAAAGGGAAGUGCAAUCGGAAACGGCCAAGAAACUUGAGGAAGAGAACGCUAAGAAAAUGGAACAACGUCAAAUUGCGAAGUUUCGAAAACAAUUGAUACAUAAGGCUAAUCCAGUUCGAUCAUAUCAGCAAUUACCGCCACGAGAAAAACGACCACUCACGGAACCUAUGACGCCGUUUUGUAUCAAGCGUCGUCGCUUUCAUUAACAUUUUUCAUUGGCAUUAUAAAUUAAUGAAUUUGUAAUUGCAAAUAUUCCAUAAGUUUUAAAAGAAUAUUUUAUACGAUAACGAUAUUUUAAUAUAUUUAUUCCACUGUGCUUUAUCGUCGGGAGUAACUUAAGGGUUUUUGUAAGUGAUUUUAAUAUUUAUGUAAUCCUAAGUUCUGAAUAAAAUCCUUGCAUUCAAGUGAGCUAUACACUCGAAAUUUGAUAAACUGAAAAUAUUUAAUGAAUAAGAAUGACAAUGUGUAAAUGAAAAUAUAUUAAUUAAAAACGCCACAAGUAUAUCGUCAA
This is a messenger RNA of Cephus cinctus (wheat stem sawfly), 1397 nucleotides long. Its product is annotated as targeting protein for Xklp2-like. The transcript has 6 exons. The record is from RefSeq and is a predicted model, not a curated record. The coding region runs from base 178 to 1092 and encodes 304 amino acids. NCBI's taxonomy places the organism in Eukaryota, Metazoa, Arthropoda, Insecta, Hymenoptera, Cephidae.